GCUUCAGAUGAAACGAAUUUGGGGAAGAACGCCCUCUAAAUUCGUCUCUUGGAACCCUAGCGACCACUGGUUUCUCGUUUGAUUCUAGGUUUGCAUCGUUUCUCCAUCUCCUAUCGAAUUUGGGAAGGAAUUGAGGAGUUUGAAUCAUGGCGGAUGAUCCUCCGGUCAAGUACAAGCGGAGGAGAGUGUCAGCCAUUAGGCACUUCCCCAAGGGUUGCGGUCCUCACGCCCCGAAGCUUGCCGAUUUGGUGAAUCCCGCGGAAGAAAUUCAUCCAACUUCUGUUCCAGAUGAUCCGGUUUUAGUAUCCGCUACUAAGGAAGUGUCGCUUCCCCAGGAAUUUGAGAAGGCGGCUUCGGAUCGGACGGGGCUUGAUGAGUCUUUGAAGGUAUUUAAUGGAGAAUCCGUGGAUUUGAUUGUUGGUGAUGGAGGUGCUCCAUCGGAGGCUGUUGGAGGUGAAGAAAAGAUGGAUGUGGAGGUCGGUAAGGCGAAAGAGCUUGUUUUGAAGAUGUAUCCUCCUCCCAGGAGACGGAAAGUCUCGGCGAUUAGGACUUUUCCUGCUGGUUGUGGAAGCAAAGCUCCUCCGCUGAUGAAGGCUUUGGAAGAUGAGAGUUUGAUUGUGAGAGGAAAUGAGAAUGUUGAAUUAGAUGGAAGAAUUGUGGAAAACACUGGAAGCAGACUUGUUGAUCCAGCUCCAGCUACUCAUGUGGGCAAAAGCAUGGAAGCGGAGGAGAAGCACAAUGGGAAGGAAAUUGAAUGUGUUGAGAAGGUUAACAAAGAUGAUGAGAUUGGUCUGGACACUAAUGAUUCUCCAAAAGCCAAGAGUGCAGAGGGUGUUCAAAAGCUUGUGGUGAAGCCAAGGGAUAAUAGCAGGGAGUUUGGUUCUUCUUCUGUUGUUCUGAAGGUUGGUGAUGUGGAUGGCCGGAAGCUUGAGAGCGACAGUGAGAUUGGUCGGGAUGGUUCUGAGUCUCCAAAGGUCAGCAAUGUGGAUGGUGACCAGAAGCUUGAUGUGAAACCAGGGGAUAAUGAGAAGGUCGUUGAGUCUGCUUCUGUUGUUCAGAAGGAUGCUAAUGUGGAUGUUCUGAAGAAGCUUGCAUUGAAGCAGAAAGUAGUGGAUAAAAGCUCAAACCAGGUUGUUGUUCCUGUUGGUGAGGUUGAGGUUGAGGAAAAGGGGAAUGCCACCAAACAAGCCAAAGAGAGAACUAUAGAAAAUAUGGGCCUGGUUUGUGUCCGGUCUUUGGAAAACAUUCAUUCGAGAGAGAAUGUUGCUGAAGGAGAAGGCAAGAAGAUGACUUUAAAUAGGUCAGUUUCGGAGAAGAAGAUGGAAGUGGAUAACUUGAAACAUGAUGCCAAGAGUACUAAAUUUGGAUUACAAGAGAACAGGCCUUUUCAGCUAGAUGCCACAUCCCCAUCUAGAAUUAAAAUAGUUGACAGAGAUGGUUCUAGUUUGCCAGAAAGAGAAGAAGACAGCAGAUGUUUGAUGAUUCGAAAAAACACUAAGAAGCUCGCCCGUAAGUCCUUGGUUAGAUCCCAGGAGAAAAGUAUUGUUCUGUCUGCCCAAGAGCAGGAGGAUUUGGUAAGUUAUGCGGAUAGGUUGAUUGUUCAGGCUCUAACGUCCGCUGAAAACUGCCCAUGGAAGCAGGGCAAGAAACCUAUAAAAAGUGGAUCUCAGACUGUUCAGGCUCUUACGACCGCUGAAAACUGCCCAUGGAAGCAGGGCAAGAAACCUAUAAAAAGUAGAUCUCAGACUGUUACCCCAAAGAACAAAGUGAAGAGAAAUGGAAAAGCGUCUGGCAAGCUCUCUGCUGGAGUGGCUAGUUCUCAGGGUACGAGUUUAGUAGCUGUAAAUGAUGAAAAUGGUUCAUUGCAUUGGGAGGAUGAAAUUAGACAAGCACUUGUUGCACAUAAAAAAACUCGCCAAUUUGAUGUCACCUUGACUCCAUUGGGUCCUUCCAUGCCGUGUCCUCCUGAAAGUGGUGGUAAUGAAGGGGUUGUCACUCGAAACAGUGUGAAGAAAACGCUGCGAUUAUUUCAGGUGAUUGUCCGGAAGCUCUUGCAGAGAGAAGAAUCCAAAAGAGCGGACCCAAACCGGGGUAACAGGAUUGAUUUGAUGGCAGCUAAUAUUCUUAAGGAGCAUAAUGAGUGGGUGAACAAAGGGAAGAAUUUUGUUGGAGUGGUUCCUGGAGUGGAAGUCGGUGAUGAAUUCCACUACAGGGUUGAACUAUCCAUUAUUGGUCUCCACCGACCAUUUCAAGGUGGGAUAGAUGCGACCAAGUUGGGUGAUAUAAAUGUUGCAACAAGUAUUGUGGCUUCUGGUGGCUAUCCUGAUGAUUUAGACAGUUCAGAAUCUUCAGAUGUCUUGAUUUAUUCUGGUUCUGGAGGGAAUCCUCAGAAAGGUGAGAUACAGGGUAGUGAUCAAAAGCUUGAGCGUGGUAAUCUGGCACUAAAGAACAGUAUAGAGACCAAGACACCAGUUCGAGUGAUCUAUGGUUUUAAGGAGACUAAGGCAAGCGAGUCUCACGAUUCAAAACCAAAGUUAGUCUCGACGUUUACAUAUGAUGGCUUGUACCUUGUGGAGAGUUACUGGAAAGAGAGAGGCAAACAUGGUGAUGUUUUUAAGUUCAGGCUGAGAAGGAUACCUGGACAACCAGACAUUGGUCUGAAAGAAGUGAAGAAAUCAAAGAAAUUGAAAGAACGUGAAGGACUAUGUGUUAAAGACAUAUCCAAUGGGAAGGAGAUCAUCCCCAUUUGUGUUAUUAAUAAUAUUGAUAGUGACCAGCCACUGCCUUUCAAGUACAUCACCAAGGUCAUAGCUCCUUCAUGGUAUAUCCCGACCCCUCCAGUUGGCUGUGAAUGCACUAAUGGGUGCUUAGAUUCAGUUAACUGUGCUUGUGCGAUUAAGAAUGGAGGGGAAAUUCCUUAUAACUUCAGUGGUGCCAUUAUCCAAGCAAAGCCUCUUGUUUAUGAGUGCGGCCCCUCCUGCAAGUGUCCUCCAUCCUGCAGUAACAGGGUUAGUCAGCAUGGUAUCAAAAUACCUCUUGAGGUCUUCAAAACCAGAUCAAGAGGCUGGGGAGUGAGAUCCUUGUCUUCCAUACAAUCAGGUAGUUUCAUCUGUGAGUACAUUGGAGAGCUACUCCAGGAAUCAGAAGCUGAACAACGGUGCAACGAUGAGUAUCUUUUUGAUAUUGGCCAUAACUAUGAUGAUCAGGCUCUCUGGGAGGGCCUGCCAACUCUCAUUCCGGCCUUGCAGUCUAACCCUCUUGGUGAAGUCAAGGAAGAUUCUGGCUUUACUAUUGAUGCAGCUGACUGUGGAAAUGUUGGGCGAUUCAUCAAUCACAGCUGCUCUCCAAACCUCUAUGCCCAAAAUGUCCUCUAUGACCAUGAUGACAAGAGAAUUCCUCACAUAAUGUUUUUUGCUGCUGAUAAUAUCCCACCACUUCAAGAGUUGACAUAUCACUACAACUACACAAUCGAUCAGGUUCGUGAUUCUGAGGGUAACAUAAAACGAAAAGAUUGCUAUUGUGGCGCUCCUGAUUGCACUGGCAGACUUUACUAAGACUUGACUCUAGAUGUGAAUCAACUUCCGUACUUUGGGAUAUUGGAGAGCUUCUUAUGAUGAUGGCAUGUUGAUGUAUCUUUCCAAGAUGAGCCUGAAAGUGACCAACAUAUAUCUGUUACCUGGGUACUCUGGAGGUGUAGAUGUUUCGUUUUUCUGCUUAUCCAUUUGGAUCAGUAACUUUUGAUACAAUUACAAUGAAGUUUGUAAACUCAAGAGUUGCUUCUUACCUGCUCUGACUGUAUCAUCCUACUUCUGGUUUUGUUGUAGUCAAAUGGUUUUAAUAGAACAUCUAGCAAAGAAGAUUUGUUCACAUCUCAUGUCUAUUUAUUCAGUGUGGUUUGCUUUUGUUUAA
Molecule: messenger RNA, 3909 nt
Organism: Dioscorea cayenensis subsp. rotundata (Guinea yam)
Lineage: Eukaryota; Viridiplantae; Streptophyta; Magnoliopsida; Dioscoreales; Dioscoreaceae
Exons: 2
Coding region: 147-3554 (1135 amino acids)
Cellular component (GO): nucleus
Molecular function (GO): protein binding; histone methyltransferase activity; zinc ion binding
Source: RefSeq, a predicted model, not a curated record